AUGUCCAGUGCCCAAACGCCAGUGUUCUUGGCAAAUCAGAGUAAGGUAUUGGAUCAUUUGAUUCCAUUUCACAAACCCUUGAUUUCUUCUCGGAGCUCAGCUUCCCAAUCCUUCCCUAUGUGGAGAAACAUUGCUAAACAAACCAUUUCGAGGUCACAAGCUAGAUUAACCGUCGCUUCCCAAAGUAUUCGCUUUUCUCACGAGUCCCUUCUCUCGAAAGAUUUCAAAUUUCGUUUUCCGGUUUUCCGAUCCAUCUCGAGCUCAGGAUGUCACGAAAUGGGUGUUCGUCGUCUUAUUGGAAUCACGAGGUCAGAGGAAUUUUCCGGUAGCUGCUUUAAUGGGUCUUUCUCUAGAGGCUAUACGAGUGUAGCGGAAGAGGUCUCGUCAACAGAUGUGGAGGAAGAGCCUUCUGUUGCCGAUGAGGUACAGGAAUUGUUGCAGGAGAUGAAGAAGGAGAAGAAGAGAGAGGAUCAUCGUUCGUGGCGGAUGAGGAAGCAAGAGCAUGUGGGGAUGAGUAACAGCACGUACCGGAAUCUGUGGAGAAGACAAGUUAAGAUCGAGACGGAGGAAUGGGAGAGAGCUGCUGCGGAGUACAGUGAGCUUCUGGUGGAUAUGUGUGAGCAGAAGCUUGCCCCCAAUCUGCCUUAUGUGAAGUCGUUGUUUCUCGGUUGGUUCGAGCCGUUACGAGAUGCCGUUGUUAAAGAGCAGGAGCUGUUUAGGUUAGGGAAGAGCAAAGCUGUUUAUGCGCAUUACCUUGAUCAGUUGCCUGCGGAUAUGAUUGCUGUGAUCACAAUGCAUAAGUUGAUGGGGCAUUUGAUGACUGGUGGUGAUAACGGUUGUGUUAAGGUUGUUCAUGCUGCUUGUUCUGUAGGGGAUGCCAUUGAGCAAGAGAUAAGGAUACGCACAUUCCUGAAUAAGACCAGGAAGAAAAAGGGGGAUGAGGAAGAGGAAAGCGGGGAAGGUGAAAAUGGAACUCCAAUGAAGGAGCAAGAUAGGUUGAGAAAAAAGGUGAAUGAGUUGAUAAAGAAACAGAAGUUGUCAGCAGUUAGAAAGAUCUUGCAGUCGCAUGACUAUACAAAACCAUGGACCGCAGAGAUUAGAGCUAAGGUUGGAAGUCGUCUGAUAGAGUUGUUGACAAAAACAGCUCAUAUACAGUCUCCAGCUAAUCUGGAGGAUAAUGAUCUGCCUGAUGUCCGACCUGCAUUUACGCAUACCUUCAAGACAGUAGGGAAAGGAAACGUGAGUACUGGAAGAAAGUAUGGUGUAAUCGAGUGUGACCCUUUGGUCCGCAAAGGUUUGGAGAAAACUGGGAGAUAUGCACUGAUGCCAUACAUGCCAAUGCUGGUUCCCCCUCUCAAGUGGUCGGGUUACGACAGAGGGGCUUACUUGUUCUUAGCGUCUUAUAUUAUGAAAACUCAUGGAGCUAAGAAACAACGAGAGGCACUCAAGAGCGCACCUAAAGGACAACUUAGACCAAUCUUUGAGGCCCUGGAUACGCUUGGAACUACUAAAUGGAGAGUAAAUAAGCGAGUCUUAACCGUUGUAGAUAGGAUAUGGAGCAGUGGCGGCUGUACUGCUCAUCUGGUGGAUCGUAGCGAUGUUCCUUUACCAGAAAAGCCUGAUACCGAGGAUGAGGACAUUCUUAAGAAAUGGAGGUGGGAACUCAAAUCUGCUAAAAAGGUGAACAGCGAGAGACAUUCUCUGCGCUGUGACAUUGAACUCAAGCUUUCGGUAGCACGGAAAAUGAAAGAUGAGGAAGCUUUUUACUAUCCCCACAAUAUUGACUUCCGGGGACGCGCAUAUCCCAUGCCCCCACACUUAAAUCAUCUUGGUUCGGAUUUGUGUCGGGGUGUUUUGGAGUUUGCGGAAGGAAGGCCUCUGGGAAGUCCAGGCUUACGCUGGCUGAAGAUACACUUGGCGAACUUGUAUGCUGGUGGUGUAGAUAAGUUAUCAACUGAGGGGAGGAUAGCUUUCACCGAAAAUCACUUGGAUGACAUAUUUGAUUCGGCAGACAGACCACUUGAAGGAAGCAGAUGGUGGCUGAAAGCUGAAGACCCGUUUCAGUGUUUGGCCGUGUGCAUAAAUCUCACUGAAGCUCUGAGAAGUCCAUCCCCGGAGACAGUUCUCUCACAUAUUCCUGUACAUCAGGAUGGUUCCUGCAAUGGUUUACAGCAUUAUGCCGCUCUGGGGAGAGACACACUAGGAGCAGAAGCUGUUAAUCUAGUUGCAGGUGAGAAGCCGGCAGAUGUUUAUUCAGGAAUAGCUACUAGGGUUCUUGCUAUUAUGCGCCGAGAUGCAGACAGAGAUCCUGAAGUUUAUCCAGAAGCAUUGCGUGCAAAAAUAUUAGUCGAUCAGGUGGAUCGGAAGCUUGUAAAGCAGACAGUUAUGACAUCAGUAUAUGGUGUCACAUAUUCUGGUGCUCGGGAUCAAAUAAAGAGAAGGUUGAAGGAGCGCAGUGCAUUUACUGAAGAGAAAGAAAUUUUUGGUGCGGCUUGCUAUGCAGCAAAGGUAACAUUAACUGCUAUAGAUGAGAUGUUUGAAGCUGCACGCGCUAUCAUGCACUGGUUUGGUGAAUGUGCAAAGAUUAUUGCUUCAGAAAAUGAAACAGUUCGAUGGACAACACCAUUGGGUCUUCCUGUUGUACAACCUUACCAGCAAAUGGAAACACAACUCGUAAAGACAUCCCUCCAGACCUUAUCGCUUCAGCGUGAAACAGAUAAGGUCCUGGUCAGGCGACAAAGGACAGCUUUUCCUCCAAAUUUUAUCCACUCCCUAGACGGGUCUCAUAUGAUGAUGACUGCAGUUGCCUGCAAAAGAGCAGGCGUUUGUUUUGCAGGAGUUCAUGACUCAUUUUGGACACAUGCGUGCGACGUGGAUAAAUUAAACAAAAUACUUAGGGAAAAGUUUGUUGAGCUGUAUUCUCAACCGAUACUAGAGAAUUUGCUGGAGAGCUUUGAGCAAUCGUUUCCUCAUUUAGAGUUUCCACCUCUGCCAGAACGAGGAGAUUUGGAUUUAAAAGUUGUGUUAGAGUCGCCUUAUUUCUUCAACUGA
This is a messenger RNA of Microthlaspi erraticum, 3051 nucleotides long. The record is from the annotation of a GenBank genome assembly. Lineage: Eukaryota; Viridiplantae; Streptophyta; Magnoliopsida; Brassicales; Brassicaceae.